This is a messenger RNA of Cyphellophora europaea CBS 101466, 627 nucleotides long. RefSeq lists its product as uncharacterized. NCBI's taxonomy places the organism in Eukaryota, Fungi, Ascomycota, Eurotiomycetes, Chaetothyriales, Cyphellophoraceae. The record is from RefSeq and is a predicted model, not a curated record. Gene Ontology annotation, molecular function: acyltransferase activity, transferring groups other than amino-acyl groups. The transcript has a single exon. Bases 1 to 627 code for a protein of 208 amino acids.
AUGAAGGUCACGCGUCCAAUAUUUCCGCGGUCAGCGAGCGCUUUCAAGACCUCGCGACUCCUGAUACGUCCAAAGACUGAAGCUGAUGCGACCGAAUUCCACAUUCUGAGGACUCAACCAGAGGUCAUGAUCUUCACCUCGGCGGGCGUCGUCGACAGAGACCUUGAUGCCACUCGCACAUGGGUAAAUAGAUUCAUUCACCCAAACAAUGCAACAACUUUCAGUUUCGCCGUCGAAGAGUUGGCUUCUCCAGGGGUCAUCAUUGGGACCGUGGGUGUCCACAUGAGCGAGCCGCCAACCCUUGGAUACUUGUUUCGCAAGGAGUACUGGGGCAAAGGCUAUGCGACGGAAUCUGUGAUUGGUUGGCUAGAGCAGUAUUGGAAGCUCCCACGUCGCGAAUUGGAUCUGCAAGAUGAGAUGCCAGAAAAGCGCCGGGUACCUCAAUCAGCUGGGGCCGUACGCGAGGUGCUGACCGCCGAAGUCGAGGCUAGCAACACAGGCAGCAUCAAGGUCAUGAAAAAAUCCGGCUUCCUGCCGACAGGUACCCAGGAGGAGGUCGAAGACUUCAGAGGCCCAGCGGUCCUGGUUCACUAUUACAUUGCUCGACCAGAACCAAUCAAAGACUAG